Messenger RNA from Poecilia reticulata (guppy), 2489 nucleotides. RefSeq names its product neuritin 1-like b (gene nrn1lb). Gene Ontology annotation, cellular component: plasma membrane. The record is from RefSeq and is a predicted model, not a curated record. Gene Ontology annotation, biological process: neuron projection extension; nervous system development. Lineage: Eukaryota; Metazoa; Chordata; Actinopteri; Cyprinodontiformes; Poeciliidae.
AUUGGUCUCUGUCACUGUUAAUCCAGCUCGGUUGUGCCUCUGAGCAUUGUCGUACUUUCUGCAAUCUGCCAAUUUCCCAACGGAUGGACAGCGACAGAACACUUUAAAGCACCAGGGUUUUUGUCUGUGUUUGGACCUCCAGCUUGUGGGGGCUUCAGUCCGGGUCAGAGGUGGUUCUCGGCUCCUGAACCCAGCCAUGAAGUCCCGUCCAGGAGCUGCGGCUGUGCUGCUGCCCAUCGCUCUCUGCCUCAGUUUGGCUCCGGUGUGUUUGGGAGCUGCCAUCCCCGCUGCGUGUGGGACCAUUUACAAGAGCUUCGCUCAGUGUCUCAUCUCACUUGGGGACAGUUUGGUGGAAACACAGAAAGACCAGAACACACAGGACAUCGACUCAAUCUGCAGGUCCUGGAAUACUUUCCAUGUCUGCGCCAGCGCCGCCCUGGCCGGCUGUCCAGGAGAAGCGGCAGCUAUCUGGGAGUCUCUGAGACAAGAGUCCAGGAAGACCCAGUUUUCCGGAAACCUCUACGACAUGUGCGCCAGCCGGACCACCCUCCCCCCCAGCGCUCUGCCUGCACCCGACAGCUCUGCCACCUCGGACCAGACGAACAAGGAGACUCUGAAGGGCCGUGCACACAAACACGGCUCGGCCAGCAUCUCAGCGCUGCUGCCUGUGUGCAGCAUGCUGCUGCUGCUGUCCCUCAGGAGUUAGUCACUCCCAACAGAGACGCUCAUGCAGCAAAGAUUGAACAAGCUACAGGCUUUUAAACUGGAGAUGCCACCGUGAGAGGCUGGGUGAUUGUUGACCAGAGUGAAUGCUGUGCUCUUGUGGAUUUGCUCUUCAGAGAGCCUGAAGCAAAGUUUCUGGUUUAAUGUUUAUAGAUAUAAAUGUUUUUAUCUAACUGAUGCUCCACCUGCUGUCCAGUUCACAAUGGAGAAGAUGUUGAAUUUAACUUACUGGAUUUGUUCUGGUUCAUAUAAGAUGGGGCAUUUUUGAUACUGUGCAGAAGUCUUGGGCCUCUUAGUCUCUUCAUAUUUCUCAGAAAUGGACUUAGACGUUUUUGCAAUCUUUUUAAAGUUGCCUAGGACAUUGUUUUCCAAGUAUUUUGUGUUUUGUUUUAAGCUUCUUAUGAAAACAAGACCCCAUGACAGAGAAUUACAUUUCAACAUCUCUUGAGAAGAGAAAAUAAAAGACUAUAAAUGUCCUUUAUUGUUCCUCCAGGGGGGAAAUUCAGGUGUACCAGCAGCAACGCGACAGGCAGGUCGAUUAAUGUAGAAUUACACAAAAACAAAAACAUAAAAGCAGAACUAGCAAUAACGUGUUGUACAGUGAGGGCUAAUUUACAACAUAAGAAAAGACUACAAUUAAUGAAAACCAUAAAUGUGCAGUCAAAUAAGAUGAUUUAAAAAAUGGUAUAAAAAGCAACAACAAACAUUUACCAGAAUUGAAAACAAUCAGUGCAAACAUCAGCAGGGAUGAAAACACUGAUUGAGUUUGAUGCAGCCGUCUGUCACUGAAGGAGCUUCCCAGCAUCAAGUUAAAGUCCUAGUUAAAGUCCAUCUGUCUCCCACUACCUGCAUGGGGUCAAAGGGCAUCCUAAAAGAGUAUUAAGCGUUUUUAGAUGAGGCUUGUUGACAGAYUUGAUUACAAACUGGAUAAUUACGCAUCUCUCAAGUUCUGUGUCGGGUUUUCUAACUUAUUCUGAUCAUCUAUCCUGAAAUAACAUAAAUGCCAGUAAAAAUGGAACCAGAGUAGAAAAAACUUGAAAGUGAAUUUAUUCUGAUCAAGAUCAUUAGAAGAUUGGCUCAUUUGAGGCAAAUUUAAAGAAAGUAUGAGAGACUCAAGACUUUUUGCAAAGCACUGUACCCAUUCAGCUAUUAGAUAAAUAUUAAGAGUUUAAUACUCUGUGCUGGGGGUUUCUUUCUGCCAACCAUUCCUCUUCCUUUAACAGAUUUUUUUUAUUAAGCAAUUAUUUAAACAACAAAAUCUGAAAUAAAACCUGAAUCCAGCAAGAAUAUUUGAUAUAAACUGUUUUCUUUUUUCCACUUCUGAAGAAGAAAAUGAGAUUUUUAAACAAUGCUGUAAAUCCUUAUGUACAUGUAAUCAUUUCAUGUUUAUGCAGCGGCAGCUUUGUGCAAAAUGUUUUGCUGUGUAGCCAGUUUUAAUAAUCAGAAAGUUAAAACCCUUCUUGUUUCUACAUUUGGAUGUGUAAUGACAUUUCAUCCUCCGCUUUAAGAGUUAUCAUUCAGUUGAACGUUUUCCCCCCAGAACCUUUUAUUAAAAGGUUCUGAUUUUAAAAGAAAACUGAAAGAAAGAGGUUCCUCUUAAAGAAAAAAACAAACAAACUUUUACCUGUAAAUGAAACUGCUGGAGCUCCUUCCAUGUCUGCGUUCUUGUCAUGGUUUGUUUGCCUCUUUGUGUAAAACUGAUUUUCAAACUAAUUGCUGAUUCGAAGGAGUGUGAACAGAAAUAAAGCAGUUCUUUUAAGAGCGAA